UCACAAUUGCAUGGAUGGUAGUCAGGUCUCAACAGGCAGUAUUUGUACAGUUUCGGUUGGUAGUGCUGUAUAUUUAGGUAGAGAUGGUAAGUUAUAUGAUUCGAUAUUGGCCACAAACAAAGUUAUAGCAAGUAGAUCAUCCGAUGAGCUUAGUAAGUUACUACCAAAAACAAAUUCGUGUACUGAUAUAGUGAGAUCUAUGUCUACCGAUGAUUCACUGAUUAAGAAAAGAAUCUCUAUGAGGAAGCGUUUCUUAAAGUUCAAAGAACGGGCCAUCACUCUUAAGUUUAAAGCAUUUCAGUAUUCUUGGAAGGAAUCUCUCCGCUUGCUCUCCGUAAGAUCCGGUGCAAAGUCGCAAAAGAAGUUUGAAUCGAGCUCUCGCUUGGGAUAUAUCGAUUCUCAAAAGCACCGUAUAUCUAACCAUUCUCGUUCAUCUACUCCUGGUGGAUGUUUGCGUCUGGUUCCAACGAAAGAGGUAGUUGAGUAUGUGAACAAGCUGCUUUUAGAUUCACGUGUCAAGACCUACAGGAACAUACAGAAGAUGCUGACGUUUAUAUUAGACAAGAGGGAACGAAUGGGCUCUAGGUUUAUUUCGGAUAAUGGAUUAGUGGAGGACCCUAUUGAUGUUGAAAAGCAAAGGGCCGUUGUCAAUCUAUGGACCGAAGAAGAUAGACAAAUGUUCUUAGAUAAUUAUGCUUUGUUUGGCAAAAACUUCAAAAAUAUUGCAUCUUUUUUUCAACACAAAACAGUUGCUGACUGUGUUGAGUUCUAUUACAAGAAUCACAAGUCUAAGAGUUUCCAACAAACAAAGAAGAAUUCAAAAUUUGCGAAAGGGAAUUCGUGUGAUGUUAAUACUAACAGUACGUAUUUGGUGACUCAUGGGAAAAGACCAAAUCGGGAAACGAGGGCCACUUCUCUCGACAUGCUCGGUGCUGCUUCAGCAAUGGUUGCUAAUGUGAAUGAACGGUCGAAUGAUUUUACUAUCUAUUGUAACGAGCAGGAAACCGUUGCAGCCGAUGUGUUGGCUGGGAUUUGCGGGUCGAUAUCAUCAGAAGCUUUGGGUUCUUGCAUUACCAGUUCAGUUGACCACCCGAAAUUGGGUCGUUCUUCGCUAAACGAUGUUGACGAGGAGACUUGUUCGGAUGACAGUUGUGGGGAAGAUACGAAUGUUGGAGUUGAACCUACGGCAUCUGAAGGUUUUAGUUUUCGAAUCCAAUUCAGAUGUUUAUGCUAUGAUUUCAAUUUAUGA
This is a messenger RNA of Helianthus annuus (common sunflower), 1249 nucleotides long. RefSeq lists its product as uncharacterized. The transcript has 2 exons. The coding region runs from base 11 to 1249 and encodes 412 amino acids. The record is from RefSeq and is a predicted model, not a curated record. NCBI's taxonomy places the organism in Eukaryota, Viridiplantae, Streptophyta, Magnoliopsida, Asterales, Asteraceae.